This is a messenger RNA of Triplophysa dalaica, 2101 nucleotides long. RefSeq names its product chemokine (C-C motif) receptor 12a (gene ccr12a). The transcript is spliced from 2 exons. Bases 74 to 1165 code for a protein of 363 amino acids. NCBI's taxonomy places the organism in Eukaryota, Metazoa, Chordata, Actinopteri, Cypriniformes, Nemacheilidae. The record is from RefSeq and is a predicted model, not a curated record. Gene Ontology annotation, molecular function: chemokine receptor activity. Gene Ontology annotation, biological process: G protein-coupled receptor signaling pathway; immune response; chemotaxis. Gene Ontology annotation, cellular component: membrane.
UCGUGGUUGCGAUUGUUCAGUCAAAGCUUCACGCGAGUUCAUCAGAGACACUGAACAUCAUAACACAGAAACCAUGGAGGACUAUUAUAAUUUUUUUAACGACGACUCCAACCAGUCCCAGGUAGAACAAUCUUAUCUCACAAACGAUGAAGUCAUAUUGUGUGAGAAAACUGAAGUGAAUGGUUUCGGCGCCGCGUUUCUCCCGACAUUAUACUGCAUAAACUUUGUGCUGAGUUUGGUGGGGAACGGACUGGUGCUGUGCAUCAUCUACAAAUACGAGAAGCUCAGCACCGUCACCAACGUAUUCCUUCUCAACCUGGUCAUCUCAGAUCUCAUCUUCGCCUUCACACUUCCCUUCUGGGCAGAGUACCACCGCUCCCAAUGGAUCUUCGGCAAAGCCAUGUGCAAGCUGGUGGGCAGUUUUUACUCCAUCGGCUUCAACAGCUCCAUCCUCUUCCUCACGCUCAUGACCUUUGACCGCUACCUGGCAGUGGUCCAUGCCAUCGCCGCGGCCCAGAGCAGGAGGAUAGUGUACGCUUUCUGCUCUUCCGCUGGAGUCUGGGUCAUCAGUAUAUUGGCCAGCGUGAAGGAUAUGGUUUUUUUUAACGUGCGGGAGAGUUUGGAUGAUAAGCUGUGUGAAGUGACCGGUCACUCCCAGCACAUCAUCCAAAAGUGGCAGCUGAUCGGGCAUUAUCAGCAGUUUCUGCUUUUCUUCACCGUUCCUCUCCUGAUGGUCCUAUACUGCUAUUUUCGCAUCUGCUUCACGAUCAUGUCCACUCGCAUGGCGGGGAAGUACCGGGCAGUCAAACUCAUCCUCUUCAUCGUUUCAUUCUUCUUCGUCUGCUGGACACCGUACAACGUGGUCAUCCUGCUGCAAGCCCUCCACAUGUCCUUUGGAGACAAAUUGAAGUGUUCGAAUGGUCUCGACUAUGCCCUGUACGUAACUCGUAACCUUGCCUACAUGUACUGCUGCAUCAGCCCUGUCUUAUACACCUUUUUGGGAAAGAAAUUUCAAAACCAUUUUCGGAAACUUCUGGCCAAGCAUGUACCAUGUCUGAAGAUGACCGUAAUGUCGGCGCAAAGCAGCAGAACCACAUCCUUCAGAACCCCAAACACUGAAUAUUCGGCACGUUUGGCUGGUUCUGGUUCGACUGGUAUGUUCUGAAAUGUGUUAUUUAGAGCAUGUCAAAAGCAACUGCUGCCUUUCUGAAGACAGGACAAAAGGAACCAACAUGUAAUUUUCUUCGUGCAUAAUUCAUGCCAUAGAGGAACCACUUUAAGCUGAAUGGUUCUAUGAAGAACCUUUGACAUCCGAAGUCCCUUUCAGUUUCAGAAAACAAUCUUUGUUGUGGAAAAUGGCUCUUUAGGCUGUAAAAAAAGAAAGAAAUUCAGAUUUUUUUGGGGCAUUGCUGUGCAGAGAUCUUUUUUAAGAGUGUACGAAUCAUUGCUCUUCAAACCUACUGAAUGGGUGUAUUAUUUACAUUAUGCUGAGAAUGUAUUGUGCUUUAUUAUCAAUUUAAGCUAAUCGCAUUAAUACGUUAAUACGGUUAUGUCAGUUUUAUUUGUAUACAUUUUUUCAUAAAUUUUAUUUUUACAAAGCAAAUCUAUAGAACACACAUUAUUAAACAGACAAUAUAGAAUACAAAAAUAAGUAAAAAAUAAUAAUAAAAAAACUAUUUGUAUUGAAUACAUUGUAAUAAGCACACAUGAUUAUAUAGAAAAAAAUUUCCUAGUUAUUCUUUGCUCUUUAAGUGUGUCUGUGUUUAUUGUAAUAAUGUAUGUAAUAUAUAUGUAAAUAUUCCUCGCAAAUAUUCCUUAGAUGUUGUAAACUUUUGAAAGUUAUGAUGAAAAUUCCUUUUUUAAUACUUCCGUGAUGCAACGUUAUAAUUGUAACAAACACUGUAUAGUGCAUAGUGAAACUUGCCUUUGGGUUCCUGUGCAAUGCACAGAAACCAGAUGUCUCCGACUUUUGCAUAAUGUUCUGUAUUUUUUGUGCUUAAUAUAUUACCAUGUUCCAAAUUUAUUUCUUUGUUGUAAAUGUUAAAUGGACUGUUUUAUAGUGCAGUUGAAUUUCUGGCCUAUGAUGAAUAAAAAAAAUGUA